This is a messenger RNA of Ambispora leptoticha, 4305 nucleotides long. The record is from the annotation of a GenBank genome assembly. Lineage: Eukaryota; Fungi; Glomeromycota; Glomeromycetes; Archaeosporales; Ambisporaceae.
AUGGCACAUCACAUAUUCGGAGUAAAGAAAAAAAGUAAACCUCCCAAGCCUAUACCAGAAUUGACUUCGUCACAGCCAUAUGAUCAAAUUAGACCGCCACUGGUGAAUUCUCCCAGUUUUCCACCACCUAAUAAUCCAUCAAAUAGCGUUCCUCCCCCUCUGCCACCACGACAACAAUCACCUCCUAUUUCGUCUGAAUCACAUAAAGAGUCUAAUAAACAUUCUUCCGGAGAAUAUACUCAUCAAUUUACGCAAGCUUAUCCAUUUCCUGAUAUUUCUAGUGCAUCAUCAACUUCGGGCACUGCAUCUGUACGCUCUUCUGGACAAUUUUCAUUAUCAUUUUUUGGAAAUGAUCAUCAUAUUGGCGGUAGUGGUAGCAAUAUUGGGAAUGAUAAUUCAAGGGAUAGAGGAUUUCAUUUACAUUCGCAUAAUAGAAACAAUGUCCCAGAAGUGCCUAAACCUUCGGACGAAGAAAUUGAGGAAAUGUUUUUGGAAUUGAUGAGAAAUCGACCUCAGAUCGGAUAUUCCUUGGAUAAAAACACGCCAGAAUAUUAUUUAAGAAAAAUUUUGGAUGGUUCUGUUAAUGUAAAACACAUAGAUUCACUGGCUGUCUCAUUAAGAACCGCUGCCAUAACAUGGGUUAGAUCAUUUAUUGAUGCAAAAGGUCAAGAAGUUUUAGCAAAUCACUUGAGCGGUAUUACUCGUAAACCCAUAAAACGAGAGGUUGAUUUACAAAUGGAAUAUGGAAUCAUCAAGUGCUUAAAAUGCCUAUUAAAUAAUAGGUGGGGAGCUCAAGAAGCACUCACACAUCCACAAUGCAUUUAUAGUAUAACAUUUUCACUGGUAUCACCACAAUUGAACACACGAAAACUAGUCGCAGAAGUGUUAUCAUUUCUCUGUUAUUGCGAAAUACCAGUUGGACAUAAUUUAGUGUUGGCGGGAUUUGAUCAAUUAAAGCAAUUUCAAGCUGAGCAUGGAAGAUUUGACGCAUGGAUGCGUAUGCUCGAGAACACAAUCGAUGGUCGUGGUAGAAUGGGUAGUUUUGUGAAUGCUAGUGAAGAAUAUCGGAAAGGUGGAAUUGGAAUUGAUAGUUCAUUGAUGGAAUAUGCGCUCUCUAAUUUAAUUUUGGUGAACUCUUUAAUCGGAGUAUGCGAUGACGUAGAAUUACGUGUACACUUAAGAAAUCAACUUCACGCAUGCGGUUUAACGAGGAUCAUUGAUAAAAUGAAAACAUUCAACUAUGAACUUAUUAAUCGACAAAUAUUGAAAUUCGAACGAGAAAGUGAGGCGGACUAUGAAGAAAUAUUUGAUUCCUUAACAUUUUCUAUCUCCACUGAUCCUCGUGAUGUAUUUCAGUGUAUUUUGGCAUCCGUUGAGGGUACAAGAGCAUUUGAUUUCUUCUUAUCGGCUAUGCAACAUAUGUUAUUAAUAAGGGAUGACGGUGAAACAAGGACACGUUAUUUUCAACUUAUCGAUGCUUUAAUAACGCAAGUUGUGUUAGAUCGACGUGGAUUAGAACAAGACUUCACACACUCGGUUGGUAUAUCUGUUAGCCAAGUACUUGACAAGUUAGCGGAUCAAGAGAAACUGCAAGCUGCGAUCGAUGAAGCCCGUGAAGCAAAAUUGAUAGCUGAAAAAGCAUUAAAGGAGAAGAAUGAAUUACAGAAAGAGCUAUCUAAAGGAACUGACGGACUUGUAAGUGAACUCAAAGCAAAAGUGCUUUCACUCGAGGAGCUACUUCGGAUUUCACGACAUACCGUUCAAACAUUACAAUCACGUAUUGCCGAUCUCGAAGCGAGUUACCGUGAGAAACUUGCCGAGCAAACAAUACAGAUGCGUGAAUUCGAAAAUACAUUAAAAGAGUUGAAUCAAAUUCAUGGAGAUUCCGUUGCUGGUGGUGACGCAGCAGGUGGUAAUGGAUUGAAUCGACAAGAGAUCAUUAAAAAAUUGGAGCGAAUGGCAGAGAUUGCUAAAACUCAGGCCACAUUGGAAGGAAAGAAUAAAGUUUGGACGCCACCAACAUUUGGUGAAUUGAAGAUGCCAGAUCCAAGUGAUUACUAUAGAAGUAGUAAUUCAACUGUUGACACUGGUUAUGCUUCAAGUUUAAAUUCUGUUAUAUUCCCACCUUCCAUGUCGCAACCACAACCACAGUUACCACAUUCACCAAUUAAUACAUCAACGCAGUUCUCUUCCCCGCUUCAAUUUACGCCAUUUCCAAAUGGCAGAAACAUACCUUCCAUUUCGCAACCUCAACCUCCGACAAAUUUCAAUAAUAAUUCACCGUUUACUUAUGGGUUCCGUAUUCCUCCAUCAAAUCCAGGACAUAACAUUUUAGAUGAUUAUUAUGGAAAAGAUGGUAGUAUAAAGGAAGAUUCAGCUACACAAAAAGAAAAAAUAGACUCUAUUAAGAUAGACACUAAUAUUAUGACAGAUAAUAAAAUAGAAAAUGGUCAAAAUCCGCCUAUUACUUCAUCAACCAGCAAUAUAACAAAAGUUUCAUCAUCAACCUCACCUAUAAUUGAAUCUCAACCGCCAAUGGAAAAUGAAAGUAAUAUUCCACCCCCACCCCCACCUCCCGCAGUGGGAAGUGACAAUAUUAUUCCACCGCCCCCACCACCUCCUCCCGUAAUGGGAAGUGAUGAAAGUAAUAUUCCUCCACCACCACCUCCGCCCGGGACAGGUAAUAUUCCUCCGCCGCCACCCCCACCACCAAAUAUGGCAGGAGGCGCGCCUCCAGGGCCACCAGGACCACCUCCACCGCCUGGUAGCUUCGUUCCUGCAGCCCCUGGUGGAAACAACCGUAAAGAAAUUCCAAUAUCAGCAAAAAAGAAACUAAAGCAACUUCAAUGGGAAAAGAUUAAUCAAUUCUCCAUUAAUAAAACGAUUUGGGGACGGACCAACAUGACUGAUGAAGAAUUGCUGAUGUUACUUGGAGGUCAAGAUGAUGUAUUCGUUACGAUCGAAGAAUUAUUUGCUGCUCGACAAGUUGCACCGAAAAGGAAAAAAGUUGAAAAGAAAGAGGAGAUAAGUGUGUUGGAUUCUAAACGUGCUUAUAAUAUAAAUGUCGUGCUUGGUCGUUACAAACAAAUGCCAUUCUCGGAAAUGCACCGUAAAAUUGUGCAAAUGGACGAAUUAUUUUGUACAGAGAAUCUAUUAAAUCAAUUUAUGCAAUAUACACCUACUCCUGAUGAGAGGGGUAAACUGAUGGUGUACAAAGAUAGCCCAGAGGAUGUCCUUGAAAACUUGGCAAGACCUGAUCGAUUUUUCGUCGAGGUAAUGCAAAUACAUCGAUACGAACAACGUCUAAAGUUUAUGCAUUUUCAUAUAACUUUUGAUGAAAAGUUUAAUGAUCUUGAACAGAGCGUUGUUGCAGUAUUAAACGCGUCAAUAGAUUUAAAAGAUGCCAAGUAUUUCCGUGAAUUGCUGGAUCUGAUAUUGUUACUCGGCAACUAUAUGAAUGGAUCGACGAUAAAAGGUGGUGCAUUUGGUUUCAAGAUUGCAAGUAUAAAUAAGUUGGUUGAUACAAAAGCUUCUACUAGUUCCUCGAUGACAUUAUUACAUUUUCUUGCGAAUACAGUGGAAAGCAAAAUUCCAGAUGCUAUCCAGUUCACAGAAGAAUUAAAAAAUUGUGGAAGCGCUUGUCGAGUAUCACAACAAGAAGUAACAGCCGAGUACCGACAAAUGGGUACGAAAUUAAAUGAUCUCGCCUUAGAGCUCGAAAAGCAUUUUGGCGAAGGUGUGGAAUUAGAGGAAGGCGAUCGAUUCCCAGAAAUUAUGCGAUCAUUUGUACACAAAUCUUUGAAAAAAUUCGAAGAACUCCAAGUUAAAUAUACUUCAAUGGAGGUUGCGUAUAAAGAUGUAGUGGCAUAUUAUGGUGAAGAUCCAAGUUCCACAAAACCGGAUGAAUUCUUUGGAAUUUUCAAAACAUUUGUUGCAUCUUUCGAGCGAGCAAGAAAUGAUAAUAAAGCACAAAGGGAGCGUGAAUUGGCCAAUCAAAAGAGAAUGGAGGAAAUUGCCGCACGUAUUAAGAAAGAAAAGCCUCAAAACCCAGAAGUUAAAAUUAGUGAACAACAGGAUGAGACUGAUAAACAUAUAAUGGACAAUUUACUUGAAACAUUACGUAAUGGUCGUGAUCUUGAUACUACACCUAAUCGAAGACAACGUGGUACUCCACGGGAUCGAAGAGUUGCCCGAAGUAUGUCGGUUGUGUUACGUGCAGAAAACAUCUUGAAUAGUUUAAAGGAUGAUGCUCCACCUCUUCCAAAAAUUCCGGAAAAUUUUCAAUCUCAAAUUACCGCCGAAUAA